Messenger RNA from Clunio marinus, 505 nucleotides. Lineage: Eukaryota; Metazoa; Arthropoda; Insecta; Diptera; Chironomidae. The record is from the annotation of a GenBank genome assembly.
ACCUUAUUUCGUGUUUUCUAGCCACAACGAUGAAAUUUUUACUUGUUCUGUCAGUGAUUAUUGCUGCUGCUUGCGCAGCUCCACAAUUCGGUGGUGGUUUCGGUGGAAGUGCCGCUAACGCUGGUGCUUCAUCGCAAACUUUCAAUCAAGGCGGUGGUGGAUUUGGUGGACACCCAGGAUUCGGUGGUGGUGGAUUCGGAGCUUCAGGGGCUUCUUCCAAUGCUGCUGCUAGCACACAAUCCUUCAACCAAGGUGGUGGCGGUUUCAGCCCAUAUGGUGGUGGUGGUGGAUUCGGUGCUUCAGGUUCAGCUGCUCAAGCCGGUGCUUCAUCUCAAACCUUCAAUCAAGGUGGUGGCGGAUUCGGAGGAUUCCAUGGCUAAACAAAUUUAUGAUGAAAUCUUACUGCAUUAAAUUAAGUUUUCUCAUUGUUUUGUAAGCAAUCUGUAAUGUCAUCCAAUUCGAAAAAGAGAAUAUAAAAUUUUUUAACAAUAUCAUUUGUAAAAUA